UUUCACUUCAUGUUUUAGAUGCUACAGACCGCCUAAGCAGAAAUCCCAGGCUCUGGCCCUGGGCAGCUGCCCUCCUCUGAGUGCUGCCAUGAACCACUUUCAGACCAUCUUGACUCAGGUCCGGAUGCUACUCUCCAGCCAUCAGCCAAGCCAGGUGCAGGCCCUUCUAGACAACAUGCUACAUGAAGAGCUUCUCUCCAGGGAGUACCACUGCGCCCUGCUCCACGAGCCUGAUGCAGAGGCACUGGCCAGGAAGAUCUCCUUGACCCUGCUGCAGAAAGGAGACCCAGACUUGGCCCUCUUGGGAUGGGCCUGGAGUGGGCUACAGUGUCCUAUGGUUGAAAAGGAUCCUAGCUACCAGGACCAUGGUGGCAGUGGACAUUGUGAAGCCAUGGAUUUUGGGCCUCUGGAAGGCGGGUACCUGGAGCUUCUUAACAGCAAUGCUGACCCUUUCCAGCUCUACCACCUCUAUGACCAGAUGGAACUGGCUGGAGAAGAGAUGGAGCUCUGCUCAGAACCUGACAUGGACACCAUCAACUGUGAACAGUUCAGCAGGAUGUUGUGUGACAUAGAAGGUGACGAAGAGACCAGGGAGGCUUAUGCCAAUAUCGCGGAACUGGACCAGUAUGUGUUCCAGGACUCGCAGUUUGAGGGCCCGAGCAAAGACGUUUUCAUUGAGCACAUAGGAUUGGAAGACAUAAUCAGUGAGAGUGUGGAGAUGCUGGAAGAAGCAGGACAAAAAAGUCAGAAAAGACCCUUCCCAGAGGAACUGCCUGGAGACCUGAAGCACAUGAAGCUCGCCGAGCCCCUAAAAGUGCCCAUGGUGACUGGCACUUUCCUAGUGGGUCCAGCAAGCAACUCGUCAGCUCUGCCCUGCCCAUCACCACCUGCUCUGUUCAACAAGGAAACAGCAUCUGGACAGACCCAGCUAGAGGAAACAGUCCUGACUCCUGUGCCUGCCUCCAGUUCCUUGUUGAGUUGUCUGAGCCUCCCUGCUGGACCCAUCCACAUCAUCCCCACUCUCCCUCUGCCCCAGGGGCUCUGGCAAAUCUCAGGAUCUGGGACAGAGGUGUCCAAUAUACUCAUCUACCAAGGCAAGAUGCCCCAGGCCAGCCAAGCACCCCCUUCCAGCAGCCCAGUUCUCCACAGCCUCCCGAAGUCCCCAGACCGGCUUGGCUCUACCAGCCCCUUUGCCCCAUCUGCAACUGACCUUCCCAACAUGCCAGAACCAGCCCUGACCUCCCGUGCAAAUGUAACAGAGAAUGAAACGUCCCCCACCCAAUGCCCUGCAGCUCUCGAGGUCUCCAGCAAGCUUCCAAAAUGGCCUGAGAGUGUGGAGCAGUUUUGCCGCUCACUUCGGGACAAGUACCAGGCCGAGCCUGCAGGCCCGGAAGGCAUCCUGGUGGAGGUGGACCUGAUGAGGGUACAGCUGGAAAAGAGCAGCAGCAAGAGCCAAGAGAGGGAACUAGUCACCCUGGACUGGGCAGAGCGGCAGCCAGCCUGCAGGGGUCUGGCUGAGGUACUGCUUGCUGCUACUGACCGUCGGCAGCUGCGUGAGACACAGGUGAUUGCUGUGCUUGGCAGGGCAGGACAGGGGAAGAGCCACUGGGCCCGGGCAGUGAGCCGGACCUGGGCUUGUGGCCAGCUGCCACAGUAUGACUUCGUCUUCUACUUGCCCUGCCACUGUUUGGACCGUUCAGGGGACACCUACCGCCUGCAAGAUCUACUCUUCUCCCUGGGCCCGCAGCCACUACCAGUGGACAAUGAGGUCUUUGGUCACAUCUUGAGGAGGCCUGACCGUGUACUGCUUAUCCUGGAUGCCUUUGAGGAGCUCGAAGCCCAGGACAGCCUCCUGCAUAGCACGUGUGGAGCCACAUUGGCGGAGCCUCGCUCCCUUCGGGGGCUUCUAGCAGGACUCCUCCAGCGCAAGCUGCUCCGAGGCUGCACCCUGCUACUCACAGUCCGGUCUCGGGGCCGCCUGGCUCUGAGUCUGAGCAAAGCUGACGCCCUGUUUGAGAUGGCCAGCUUCUCAGCUGAGCAGGCUGAGACCUAUGUGCUGCGCUACUUUGAACAGUUGGGGGCCACUCACCACCAAGAGAGAGCCCUGGUGCUCCUCCAGGGCCAGCCGUUUCUCCACAGUCAUAGCCACAGUCCCACUGUGUGCAGGGCUGUGUGCCAGCUCUCAGAGGCCCUCCUGGAGCUGGGAGAGGAGGCCGAGCUGCCCUCCACACUUACGGGACUCUAUGUUGGCCUCCUGAGCCCGGCUGUCCGUGACAGCCCCCCAGGGGCCCUGGAGGCACUGGCCAGGUUGGCCUGGGAGCAGGGCCGCAGACACCACAGUACCCUGAAGGAGGGCCAGCUCCCAUCGGCGGAGGUGAAGGCCUGGGCUGUGGCCAAAGGCUUGGUGCAGUGCGCCCCUGGAGCCCCAGAGACUGAGCUGGCCUUCUCCAGCUUCCUCCUGCAGUGCUUUCUUGGAGCCUUGUGGCUGGCCCUGAGCACUGAGAUCAAGGACAAGGAGCUGCCACAGUAUUUGGCAUUAACCCCAAGGAAGAAGAAGCCCUAUGACAAUUGGCUGGAUGGUGUGCCACGCUUUCUGGUCGGGCUGGUCUUCCAGCCUCGCACCUGCUGCCUGGGAACCCUGACAAGGUCAGUGGCGGCCACUGUGGUGAAUAGAAAGCAGAAGGUGCUCACCAGGUACUUGAAGCGGCUGCAGCCAGGGUUGCUGCAGUCAGGGCGGCUUUUGGAGCUCCUGCACUGCGCCCAUGAAGCACUGGACACUGGCCUUUGGCAGCAUGUGGUGCAGGGUCUCCCAACGCACCUGUCCUUCCUGGGUACCCGGCUUAUGCCUCCAGACAUCCACGUACUGGCCAGCACCUUGGAAACAGCGGGCCGUGACUUUUCCCUGGACCUCCGCAGUACUGGCAUUGAUCCCUCUGGACUCAGGAGCCUUGUAGGACUCAGCUGUGUCAUCCGUUUCAGGGCCGCCUUGAGUGACACGGUGGGACUAUGGGAGUCCCUACAACAGCAAGGAGAAGACAAGCUACUCCAGGCAGUGGAAGAGAAGUUUACUAUCGAGCCUUUCAAAGCCAAGUCCAUGAAGGAUGUGGAAGACCUGGGCAACCUUGUGCAGAUCCAGAGGACAAAAAGCUCCUCAGAAGACACAGCUGGGGAACUCCCUGCCAUCCGGGACCUAAAGAAGCUAGAGUUUGCGCUGGGCCCUGUCUUGGGCCCCCAGGCUUUCCCCAAGCUGGUGAGGAUUCUUGAGGCCUUUUCCUCCCUUCAGCAUCUGGACCUGGACUCGCUGAGUGAGAACAAGAUCGGGGAUGAGGGUGUUGCACAGCUCUCAGCCACUUUCCCUCAGCUGAAGGCCCUGGAGACGCUCAACUUGUCCCAGAACAGCAUCACCGACGUGGGUGCCUGCAAGCUUGCUGAGGCCCUGCCCUCACUGGCUGCAUCCCUCCUCAGGCUGAGUUUGUACAAUAACUGCAUCGGUGACGUGGGAGCCAAGAGCCUGGCACACGUGCUUCCAGACAUGGUGUCCCUGCGGGUGCUGGAUGUCCAGUACAACAAGUUCACAGCCGCCGGCGCCCAGCAGCUCACUGCCAGCCUGAGAAAGUGCCCUCACGUGGAGACACUGGCGAUGUGGACACCCACCAUCCCUUUUGGAGUCCAGGAACACCUACAGCAGCUGGACUCCCGCAUCAGCCUGAGAUGACCCCAGCUAUGCAUGGGAAGAGCACUUUCUCCAAGAUCACUGACCACACUGGACCUUGAACUGGUUGUCUGUGGACACAGCUCUUCUCCAGUCAUAUCCUGUGAGCCUCAGGGGCCUGGCACCCGGCCCUGCCAGCUGUGGAAAGGACUCACAGCCUGUAUGUGGACAGACCCAGGCCCAGCUCUGGGCUCCUUCUGGACUGAGGUUGAUAUCAGCCCUGCUCAGCUGCUGCAGCUCUGGCAGACAGGUUGGCACCUGGUGGCAGCUGCGGUUCACCCCGGAGCCCUGGUGCAUUCUACAGGACAUUCCAGACAGCAGCGGCCAGUCCAGAGUGAAAAACUGAGACAGCCACCCAGUUCCCUGACACCCUGGGGAGAAAGUACCUCUCCAGGCUGCUGUCUGAACAGCACACACUUGGUGCUUUGAGGAGACCAGAGAGGAACCCCCCAACCCAUGUAUUCUCAAACUGAGACAGGCUGGGAUGCUGAGGCAGCUGUUCUCUGUCUGCAGGACUCACUGUUUGCACUAACUUUGCUUGCCAAGGCCAAAGCUAAGCCAGAUGCACUGGACCUUAGCUGGCAAUCAAUUGAUGGUACACUAAUGGAGGAGGGGAGGGAGAUGGACUGGGAACAUGUUUGCCUUUUUAUCUUCAUUUUCUGCAUCUCUUCACUACAUUCAAUCCCACAGGCAGGUCCAGUGUUUGAGUUUAUAUCGUGAUUACCAUUUUGGGGCAGCGACUGUUCUGGUGAUCUGACGUAUCACAAACCACACCAAAAUGUAGUGGCUUAAAACAACACACACUUUUGUUCUGCUCACACACCUGUCGUUUGGGCAGGGCUUGUUUCUGUCCCACUCAGUGUCAGCUGAGGCCAUCUGAAGGCUUGUUCAUUCUGUGCUGGCAGGUGGCUGGGAGCCCGGGUUCCUCUAAGGAACUGUCGGCAGAGGCCCCCUGUAUGUGGGCUAGUCGGGCUUCGUCAUAGCAUGGUGGCUGGGCUGUAGGCUGAUCGCCCAAAAAGGAAAAGGGUGGGGGGAGACAGGGAGAGAAAACAGACUAGUGUUGUAUCCUUUUUACAACCCAGUCUCAUGGGUCACACAGCAUCACUUCUGUCAUAUUCUUUGUCCAGGGUGACAGGAGCUGUCACUUUCCUACCCCCACCCCCACCUCAUGUGUGUGUGCACGUGCACAGACACUCACACACAGCAGAGUCUGCCCUGGUCCAAGUCUUGGCUUUUCAGAAAGGAUUUUCUUUAUGGUGUCCUAAGAUUCAGUGGAAAAGUCAUUAUUAGGGGAACACCAAGGUCAAAGCACCUUGCAGAAGGGAUUGCUUCCCUCUGCCCCUGAGCCCCACUCCAUCCUGGGAACCAUCCCUUAGCCCUGCUGGGAUUCUGCCUCAGCAAGGGCAAGCCAGGAAGGGAGUUGGCAGCUUUGCUCUCUACCCAGAGAGCUGCCAGUUCGACUAUUGUUGUUUUUCACUGGGGCAUGGCCUGCUGGGCCAGAAGCCCUGGUUUGGGAUGACUUGGCUUUGGCAGCAGUGGAAGCUGUCUAUUCAGCCCUAGUGCACUAGCCCUGAUACUCAGGGCCAAACUCAUCUCCUCUUCCCAGCAGGUGGGAAUUGGGGGUAGGGUGAGUCUGAGGGUUUGAUACUCAGCUGCCUGGUUGGCAGUUCUUGCAGAGAGGCGCGGGUCUUCCACCUUGGUAUGGCUGCAAAGGGCAUCGGGUGUUGUGACCCAGGGUUGGUUUUCUAAAUGGCUUGGGCACUACCUCUUAGUUUCCCUGCAUUUGUGGGCUUUGUGGCAUCCACAAGACUCCCAUUUGUGCAGACAGAGAGAUGAACAUCAAGCCAAUAUCUCUCCAUUCCAGGUGCCUAGCACACACCCUUGGCCAGACAAGGAGGGCACUACUGUGUGCACAGCUUUUGGUCUGUUCAGAGAGGACAAAAUGAGGUCAGAGGGUAUAAUUACUCAUAGUAAUGAUUUUAAAUGAUAGCUACAUCUAUUAAAUGAGUUGAUACAUGUAAAGCACUUACCACAGUGCAAGGGACAUAAUAAUGGCUCAAUAAAUAUUAGCAAUGAUUUAUACUUUGUGUCAGGCACCAUGCUAAGCUCUUUCCUACUCAAGAGGGACCACAGCCUUGGGCCAGCAGCACUGACUGUAGGGCUAGGUCACUUGGGCUCAAUGACUAGGUUGCCACCUGUGCAAAUUGCUUGUGCCUCAGUCUCUCAUAUGUGAAAUGUGCCUACUCAUAGUACCAUCUUCAUUAUGAGGCUACAGGAGAGUAGAGCACUAACACUGAGAAAAAGAGCCUGGCAUACAGCUCAAUCCAUGUUAGUUGUCCUCAUUUCCUAUGAAUAUGUGUUUCCCUCUUGCCUUUGCCUGGAAUGUUCUUUCUACCUCUCCACAUGACCAACUUCUCAUCCUUCAGGACUAGGUUUAAAGGAUGGCCCUUCAGGAAGGUGUAUAAGAUCACUCCAUUAAACACAGACAACUCCCCUCCUCCUGCUCAACUUUCUAACCUCACUAGUUUAUCAUUUUUACACUUAUUUGUUCUGUUGUUUGCUCUUAUCAUAGGAUGUGAGCUCCAGUAGAGCAGGUAAUUUGUCUGCUUUGUUCAUUGCUGUGCCCUUCCCCACCCUGCAAAGUGUUAGCACAUAAUAAGUGCUCAAUAAACGUUUGCAGAAUGAACAAAUACGGCUCACCA
Molecule: messenger RNA, 6414 nt
Organism: Phyllostomus discolor (pale spear-nosed bat)
Lineage: Eukaryota; Metazoa; Chordata; Mammalia; Chiroptera; Phyllostomidae
Gene: CIITA
Product: class II major histocompatibility complex transactivator
Exons: 20
Coding region: 89-3715 (1208 amino acids)
Biological process (GO): positive regulation of MHC class I biosynthetic process; inflammatory response; positive regulation of transcription by RNA polymerase II
Molecular function (GO): ATP binding; protein binding
Source: RefSeq, a predicted model, not a curated record